UAGCACUUCGAUUAUUGAUGCCUUUCUUUUUGAGCAAGAAGAGCUCGGAAGAAAAGGAUGACAAAGAAAAGAGAGUUUUAAAGAUCCAAUCAUAAUUAAUUUUAAACAGUUAAAUUUUUAUGGAGGAGGAAGAAGAAAACCCCAAACGCCACAAAUUCGUGAGGAAUUGCACUGCAGAUUGCGUGCAAUAAGUCCGUUCCUGCUUCUCAGUCUACAGGUUUGUAAAUUUUCGCUCCCCGGCCAGGUUUUGAGUAUUUUUUAGAAACUCUAGGUCUCGGGUUCAAAUCGCACAAAGUCGUGCCAUCGUUUUAAAAGCAGAGCGGCAUCCAUUAUUGUUUUUUUACGGAGGCGGCAUAAAUCUGGAGAGAUUUGGGGUGUUUGAAUUCUCCGUGCCGCCCAUCUGACUGUGCCGCAGGCGUAGUGGGAGAUUUAGGGUUUCGGUUGGUUUGGUUUAGUGAUUUUCUUCUUUUUUUUUGUGAAUAUUGCAGCCGGGCUGCGUCUCCAAAGCUUCUUUCUAUUGCUUUGUGAGAAUAUCUGAGGUUUUAUAGCUGUCUACUGUUAUUGCCUUAGGAUUAUUUUGUUGUGUAUAUCGAGGUCUUCCGUGCAAAAUUUUGAAGGCUUUUUGUAUUGGACGGGAUUAGACUUGGUAGAAGGUGCUAGAUCUCGGUUGAGGUUUUACAGAUUAUGCAAGGGUUAGUUUCUGAGGCUGAAGAGUUGUAGUCAGCUUAUACUUUAUUGACAUGGAUAACGUUCAUGAUACGGCACACGCUCAAUCGACUGAUUCUGCGGAGGAUUCAAAAGAUCUGGACACUUUUGAACAAACCCGCUCCGCUAUUGCAAGGUUUGAUGCAUCACAAUAUGCCUUUUUUGGGAAGGAGGUUACUCAGGAGGUUGAACUAGGAGGUUUGGAAGAAGAAGAUGAGACCAGCCAACUGGGUGUACUUGAUGAUGAUGGGUUGUCCUCAGUUUGUGACAGGGAUGAGGAGAAUGAACAGUCUGAGGUUCUAUCUGAAGCUGAUGAUAUGUCUGAGCUGUCAAGUUCCUUCACAAAGAUGAACAGGGUAUCUGGAGAAACAAGUCUCCAUGGAAGUUUAGGAGAUUCGGGACUUGAAAGCAGGAAAUAUACCUCAGCCCCAGAAUGGCUGCGGGAGACAGAGAUUUCCAACUGGUUGGAUCCACAGAUAUUGGAUGCAGAGAUUGACAAAGAAGGAAAUAAAUGGUGGCAGCCACAACCACCGUCCCCUGCACCAGAGCCUAAACCAUUGUACCGGCAUUCAUCAUAUCCUCCCCCAGCAUGGUCAGGAGAUCCAAGUUUUCCUCCAUCUUUCAAUUCAUAUCCUCCACCAAGGUCACAUGCUUUACAAAAUCAGCUGCGACACAGGUCAUCGCCAGGACAAGCAUCACAGGUCUCUUUGCCUGGCUCACCUCACAUCUCACAUUUUCCUGGACCCCAGCCUCAUUUGGGAGCAAUUUUGCCUAAUAUGAUGCCGUUUGGAGGAGGGGUAUCUCAAUUCAAUGCUUCAGCCCAUGUUAUUGGUGCACGACCUCCACAAGGUCUCUGGUUGAAUCAACCUAACAUGCGCCCAGGAGGUCCAACAGGGAUGAUACCUAACAUGAUGCAUCAGCAAAUGCCCCAGGCAUUGCUGCAGCAGCAGCAGCAGCAGCGGUUUCAGGCAAUGCAAGGUGUACCUCAUUUUCCACCCAUACAAACACAAGUGUUUAAUUCCCAUCCCUCUUCCCCUUCCAUGAUGCACAAAUUUGGUGAAACUCUCUUGGCUGGGGAUUUCAGGGAUCCACGCAGUAGCAAGUCCCAACAACGUGGAAGGCAAAAUCAGCGAAACUAUCAACAUAAUUCAGAGGCAAAUAGUCAAUCAAGCAGGAUUAACAGUGGCUGGCCACAGUUCAGAUCAAAAUAUAUGUCUGCAGAAGAAAUUGAAACCAUUGUACGAAUGCAACUUACCGCUACUCAUAGCAAUGAUCCAUAUGUAGAUGAUUAUUAUCAUCAGGCUGUGCAAGCUAAGAAAGCUGUAAAUUCUCGAGGGAAAAGUCAGUUUGCACCUUCUUAUCUACGGGAUUUACCUUCACGCACAAAAGCUGCUGCAGAGCCACAUGCAUUCCUUCAGGUAGAUGCACUUGGAAGAGUACCAUUUUCUUCUAUUCGUAGACCUCGUCCACUACUGGAAGUGGACACACCUUCCACACCCAAUGCAUCGGGUGAUAACAUAAGUGAACCAAAGUUGAGCGAGAGGCCCCUUGAACAGGAGCCAAUGCUGGCAGCCAGGAUUGUUAUAGAGGAUGGACUGUGCCUCCUCCUUGAUGUUGAUGAUAUUGAUAGACUUUUGCAAGUAUCUCCACCUCAAGAUGGUGGGGUCCAAUUAAAAAGAAGGCGACAGAUUUUAUUGGAAGGCUUAGCUGCAUCUUUGCAAUUAGUUGAUCCUCUUGGAUCAGAUAAAAGUGGUCAUUCAAUUGGGUUAGCACCAAAGGAUGACUUUGUCUUUUUACGUUUGGUUUCUCUUCCCAAGGGUAGGAAACUUUUGUCAAAAUACCUGCAGCUUCUGACACCUGGAAAUGAACUUGCACGAAUUGUUUCUAUGGCUGUUUUCCGUCAUUUGCGUUUCUUGUUUGGUGGCUUACCUGCAGACUCCAGUGCUUCUGCAACUACAACAUCUCUUGCUAGGACUGUUGCUGUGUGCGUUGACACCAUGGAUUUAAGUUCCCUUAGUGCUUGCUUAGCAGCAGUAGUUUGUUCUUCAGAGCAACCACCACUUCGUCCUCUUGGCAGUUCUGCUGGUGACGGUGCAUCUGUCAUUCUAAAGUCUGUUCUAGAAAGAGCUACUGAACUCUUGACAGAUCCCCGUGCUCCACAGUCUAGAUCAAAUAGAAAUCUUUGGCAGGCAUCUUUUGAUGCUUUUUUUGGUGUACUCACAAAGUAUUGUACAAAUAAAUAUGACAGUAUCACCCAGUCUCUGAUUUUGACAUCAGGAAACACAGCUGCAAUUAGUUCAGUUGCAGCUAUUGCCAUGAGCAAGGAGAUGCCUGUGGAACUUCUGAGGGCUAGUCUUCCUCACACCAAUGAGCAGCAACGCAAACUUCUUCUGGAUUUUGCUCAAAGAUCAGUGCCAAUAGGUGGCUUCAACUCUCAGAGUGGUGGUGGUGGGCAUGUGAGUACUGCAUCAGUCCCUGGUUGAUCAUGCGUGAACUUGUAAAAUUGUGUUGGUUCCCAAUAAAGAGGCUGCUUUGAGGUGUGUAUAUUGGUUGCUCUUCUAGCACAUUUUCAUGGGGAGAUGAUUUUGGGGUAUUUCACAACAACUUCACAUAAAGAAUUGAUUUGUGUUUAUGCUUCAGUAGAUGUAUAAUUUAGUUAUUGAUUGAACCAGCCUGAACAAUUACAUUCAACUUGUAGACCAAAUAUAUUCAGUGGAGAAGCUUGUCUGUUCAGAAUGUAUAUGCCAUGAAAAUCUUGCAUCUAUGGUUACUAGGGAGAAACUGAUAGCCACAUGGUUUCCUCUACCAUAUGUGGUUAUUGGCUAUGGUCACCAUUAGUUGGCAUCGGAGUCCUGGCAAUUUUUAAAAAAAUUCCUGGUCAGAGAAUUGCUGCUGUUGGAGCUGUGAACAAUAAAAUCUUGUCUUGCUUUACUAGAGUAUGGCUUUAUCCUAGGGCUCAAAAUUUUCUUUUUUUGUUCAGUAGCUGUUGAAUUUCAAUCAAUAUUUAUGGCUGGACUUUUUCUGGAGCCGGAUUUUUGGGUGCUCUGCAAUAAGUACAAGUUCAAAGGUUUAGGCAUAAGUCAAAUAGACAUACAUUUAGUUUUCAUCUUCUAGGCAUAUAUAUGUUGAUUGAAUAUUUUGAACUUUAAAUUGUAUGUUAAUUUAACAUUAUCGGAAACAGGCAGUUGUACUUUAGAAUCA
Cryptomeria japonica (Japanese cedar) is the source of this 3906-nucleotide messenger RNA. RefSeq names its product protein PAT1 homolog. Gene Ontology annotation, cellular component: P-body. Gene Ontology annotation, biological process: P-body assembly; deadenylation-dependent decapping of nuclear-transcribed mRNA. The transcript is spliced from 5 exons. The record is from RefSeq and is a predicted model, not a curated record. The coding region runs from base 741 to 3188 and encodes 815 amino acids. Lineage: Eukaryota; Viridiplantae; Streptophyta; Pinopsida; Cupressales; Cupressaceae. Gene Ontology annotation, molecular function: RNA binding.